Cydia fagiglandana is the source of this 3226-nucleotide messenger RNA. RefSeq lists its product as uncharacterized. Gene Ontology annotation, cellular component: extracellular matrix. NCBI's taxonomy places the organism in Eukaryota, Metazoa, Arthropoda, Insecta, Lepidoptera, Tortricidae. The coding region runs from base 324 to 1664 and encodes 446 amino acids. The record is from RefSeq and is a predicted model, not a curated record. The transcript is spliced from 4 exons.
AAGGGCUUUGUUGAACUUUGACCCGUGUCGGAGCCCGGUCGGGCUGCGCGCUUGUGUUGUGCUAGGUCGGCGGUCGGCCCGCACCGCGCGGCGGCCGCGCCCACCGGCGCAAGCGAACGUGAAAAAGUAUGACCCGUUCUUACACAUAUGAGAUCGCUAUAUAAGUCUUAGCCUACUCACUUUGCUCUCAUUUCGGCUCACGCUCAACUUUGGCUAAUACAUCAAUAUAUUUGGCGGAAUCAACUAAUUUUUUAUGAGAUACAAACUUUGUAUGAUAUAGAUUUUAGGCAAAUAUUACCACAGAGAUAAAAAAAAAUCUAAAAAUGAAUACGGUAAUAUUGGCGGUAGCGUUGACGCUUACGAGUGUGUGCGCGUAUCACGAUCCGGAUCUUAACUACCACUUGAGCCAAUUGCAAGCCGCGCCGAACUGUGACAACGGCCACACGGGCUCCGGUCCCGGGUACUCGUAUCUGCCACCAGCCGUUCAGCUCACCACCGCGGGAGUAAAAGUGGCUGGUCCUGUAGUCUCGCAACAACUGCUCUCAGCCCCUGCGUAUCAGUAUUCUGGAUCAAGCAGCUAUCACGCAGGAGCUGCAUACCAAGCCGCAGCAGGAUAUCAAGCAGGAGCAGCCUAUCAAGUUUCUGCACCCAUUCAACAGCAACUUACACCGGCAUUCCAAACCUCAUCACUGGUCUCGCACGCAAAUGCUGCACCUGCAUACUCAACCCAAAGAGAAUUUCACGGCUACGCCACCUCCGCCGGCUUAUCUGCAGCAGCCUCUUCUGGAAAAACAGUGACACCUCUCGCAACGUACGCUCAGGCGCCUAUCAUUGCCAAAGUGACAGCAGCUCCGCUGAUUGCCAGAUUUACGUUGGCUGCGCCCAAAAAUAACUUUGUGUCCCAGAACUUAGUGUCGCAACAGGCGUCUUACGCUGCCGGGUCAGCAGCAGCGUACAGUUCGGAGGAGACGGCUAGCCCAGUUGUGGCGCAGGUGUAUGCGGCUCCAUCUGCUGGGUACGCGACAUCGCCCGCCCUAAGACAACAGACUCCCCAACUUUUUGAGCCGUCACGAUACACUGUAGCGCAACCUGCUGUAUCUCAGUAUAGAGCAGCCCCGAUUUCUGGAUUGACACCCGUCGCGCCGGUGGCCUCGCAAUACCGAGCGCCAGUGAUAGCUCAAUACCAGUCUGCUCAGCUCGCCCCCGCUGUAUCCCAGUACGCUGGACCAGCAGUUGCGCAUGUCGCGCCUGCAGUAACCCAGUUCGCUGCUCCAGCUAUCUCCCAGCACUCGGGUCAAUCGGCGGCGUACUCCACGUCGUCCGUCAGCCAUCACUCCGGCGGGAGCAUCGCGCAGUACGCCGCGGCGCCGGUGGCCGUCAACCACAACAUCGCCGUGGCCGCUCCAGCGAGGAUCGCCCAUGUCAAAAAUGUUCACACGGACUUCCUGCAGAAUUAUGACGCCCAUCCUCGCUACGCGUUCGAGUACGCCGUGAACGACCCGCACACUGGUGACAUCAAGCACCAGAAAGAACAACGCGACGGAGAAGUCGUCAAGGGUCAGUACUCGCUGGUGGAGCCGGACGGGUCCGUGCGGACUGUCGACUACGUCGCCGACUGGGAGACCGGUUUCCACGCUAACGUGCGCAACGAUAGACACCACUAGUGCCCUAAAUGGACGAUGGGGAUUACGUCAAUGGAUUACAAUAACAGUGCACUCGAAAAACUGACCGAGGAAAGCUAUUUAAAGAGAUUUCCGCGUACAAGCAGUUAAACUAGAGGCGAAAGAGUAUCAUAUAGUAACCUCUAAUUAAGUUUGUUCGUAAUAAUUUUGCAUAUGAAGCUUACAUUUCCUUAUACCUAGGUUCUUCUGAAGUGAACGUUUGCUUCCGCUCUGCAAGAAAUGGGAAAUACGCACAGGAGCAUUAAUUUAGGCGCAUAAUAUUGCUGGCGCCUUAUCCUUUGACAGACAUGUAAUAAAAACAAGUAAAAUGAGGACUUAUUUUAAAUUUUAGCUGAGAAAUAGUUUUAUUUGAUGUCGAAAAGUCAGGUCAAUUUGCAAACUACCUAAGUAUUUUUCAGUCCCUGCAAAAUAAAAUAACGAAUAGCUUGAUUAAAUUUACACAUUAGGUACAUAAUAUUCAGCAUUUAAUAAAACUUCAAUUGAAUAACAUAAGUGCAAUGUGCAAAUAGUGCAAUGUAAUGUAAUGUAACAUAUAUGACUUUUAGAAAUUGUUAACAUUUAGGUAAGUACUUACUGAUGUGUGAAUUCUAAUAACGUGAUUUUAUUGUACCUAUUAGCUAUGCUAGAUUUCCUUUUUAAUUUCGUAAGAAAUCGGAAAUUAUUACUUAUUAAGGAUUUUAUGUGGAUAGGCUGGUGCCAUAACUUCUGGCCCUUUUCCAAAACAGGACGCGCCUACUUUUUUAUUUAUCAAUAGUUCCGAAGUUAAUCAAUCAGUAAUCAACUGACAUGGCCGCAAUGUUUGUUUUAAUUUAUAAUUAAUAAGUAUGCAUUGCGUGUACGCAAUAAGCCGCACAUGUCGUUUCUACUUGAGAAAUAAGUAUAUGUGACCAAACAGAAUUUUUAUGGUGCCGUAGAUUCAGACAGCGGAGUUUUUUUAAAAAACGUACCGCUUUUUUAGAUGACAAUCAGUUGAUAACCAUUUUAUUAGCAAUUUUGAGGAUUUUCUCUAGUGACUUAAUCUAUUCGAAUCCUGUUUUUUUUACUAGAUAGAAAAAAUCACAAACAUAGGUCAAUAACGCACUUUAAAAAUUUGUAACUGAAAGUGUCCGGCAAAAGGAUAGAUGUAAUAAAUAACCCAUUAUGGAAAUCUCGGAAUCCCACUACGCUAUUAAUUCAUUCAUUUUUAUUUAAACGCCGUAACAGACUACCGCAGUGGGGUAUUCGGUUACGGCUAUAAUACUUUUAACGCGAGGCGCAUCCGGAGUUCCAUUGAAUUCGUUUCUAGUAACUCGAGUUACUCGAGUAAUCCAAACUAAAAUAGUUCUCAAGUUAUUCUAAUAGUGACCUAGGUAGUUUAUAUGUGCUCUUUAGUUUGUAAGUAAUUUAAUGUAAGAUUUUUAUGUGUAUCUCAUGUAAGUAUUAUCAUGUAAGUAUUAUUAUACAUAGUACAUUGUGUACGAAGGUAUCGAUUGAAUAAAACAUAGCAUUUUGUAAACAAAAUACAUAUAUUGUAAAAAUUGUAAACAAUAAACAAAUUUAUAUUA